CUUCGAGUUCUUCCAGAGGUGCUUCUCGUCAGGAAAAGCUACGCCGCCAUGAAUGCCUCCAAGCUUUCGAAGAAGCGCAAGGCUGUUACCAGAGAUGUCGAGGAGGAGGCAGGUGUCUUCUCCGGAGACGAAUUGAACGUCGGCGACAUCAACGGCGCGCUUUCCGACAACGCCAACGAGCUGUCGAGUGACGAGGAGGACUCGGAAAUCGAAUUGAUUGACGACUUCAGUGAUGACGAGGACGAGGAUGAGGAGGAGGAACUAGACAGCGACGAGAUUCCCUCGGAUGGAGAGGAGCCUUUGAAGAAGAAGGCCGGCAAACCCGUCGCCGACCUGGAAGUACCUACGAACGACGAAAGCUCGAGCGAGGAGGAGGCAGAAGUGAACUUCCGUAUCGAAAAGGAUGCCAAUGGCAACGAUCGUUAUAUCUACGACGAGAUUAACCCGGACGACAAUUCCGACUACUCUGACAUCGACGAGAACGCCAACACAAUCGGUAACAUCCCGUUGACUUUCUACGAUAAGUAUCCCCAUAUUGGCUACGAUAUCAAUGGAAAGAAGAUCCUGCGUCCCGCCAAGGGCGAGGCCCUGGAUGCCUUGCUGGACAGCAUUGAGAUCCCCAAGGGUUUCACCGGUCUGACCGAUCCCUCGACCGGAAAGCCUCUGGAGCUGAGCCAGGAUGAACUCGAACUGUUGCGCAAGGUGCAGAUGAACGAAAUCCCCGCGGAGGGCUACGACCCGUACGAGCCCUUGAUGGAAUGGUUCAGUAACAAGCAGGAAAUCAUGCCCCUCAGUGCUGCCCCGGAACCCAAGCGUCGAUUCGUUCCGUCCAAGCACGAAGCCAAGCGGGUCAUGAAGAUCGUGAAGGCGAUCCGGGAAGGUCGCAUUCUGCCUUACAAGCCCCCGUCGGAGGAGAAGGAGGAGAGCCUCGAUCUUGUCAGCUUUGACCUGUGGGCCGACGAGGCCGAGCGGCCUGAUCACCCCAUGCACAUUCCUGCCCCCAAACUCCCUCCCCCCGGCUACGAGGAGAGUUACCACCCGCCUCCGGAAUAUCUGCCCAGCAACAAGGAGCGGAAGACUUGGGAGGAAGCCGACCCAGAGGACCGGGAGCAAGAGUAUCUUCCUACCGACUUUGGCUCUCUCCGCAAGGUUCCUGGUUACGGCGAAUUUGUCAAGGAGAAGUUCGAACGUUGCUUGGAUCUUUACUUGGCCCCUAGAGUUCGCCGGAGCAAGCUGAACAUCGACCCUGAGAGUCUCCUUCCCAAGCUGCCUAGCCCCGAGGAACUGAAGCCGUUCCCGUCUGUCUGCGCGACGGUGUUCCGGGGACACAAGGGCCGUGUUCGUUCUCUUAAUGUUGAUCCCACUGGCGUGUGGCUUGCGACUGGUGGCGACGACGGUACGGUUCGCGUGUGGGAAUUGCUCACUGGUCGCCAGUUGUAUAGCGUCAAGGUCAGUGACGAGGAUCCUGUGAACGUCGUCCGCUGGAGGCCUGGCAAGGACGCUGUCGUCCUGGCUGCCGCUGCGGGUGAUGAUCUCUUCCUCAUCGUGCCCCCGAUUCUCGACCCCGAGCUUGAGCAAGCCAGCUUGGAACUCAUGGAUGCCGGCUGGGGAUACGCCGCCUCGAAACCUGCCCCCAAGGCCUCGGAAGAGAAGAAGACCACUCCUCCCCAGUGGGCGCGGCCGUCGUCUGCCCUCGCCGACUCCGGCGUGUGCGCCGUCAUUCCCCUUCGCUAUGUGGCCAAGUCUAUCUCGUGGCAUCGCCGCGGUGACUACUUUGUCACGGUCUGCCCGGGCUCUUCUACCCCGGCUUCCAUGGCCAUUGCGAUCCACACCGUGUCCAAGCACUUGACCCAGUACCCCUUCAGCCGGCGUAUCAAGGGAGGUGGCCCGCCUCAGACUGCGCACUUCCACCCCUCCAAGCCCAUCCUCUUCGUCGCCAACCAACGCACCGUUCGUGCCUACGAUCUCUCGCGCCAACUCCUCGUCAAGAUCGUCCAGCCCGGUGCCCGCUGGAUCUCUUCCUUCGACAUCCACCCGACGUCCUCCACCGCCUCGGGUGGCGACAACCUCAUUGUUGGAUCCUACGACCGUCGUCUGUUGUGGCACGAUCUGGAGCUUUCCCAGCGCCCCUACAAGACCCUUCGUUACCACCGCAAGGCUAUCCGUGCGGUCAAGUUCCACCCCAGCGGCCGCUACCCUCUGUUCGCGGACGCCAGUGACGAUGGCUCUCUCCAGAUCUUCCACGGCAGCGUCACGGGUGACAUGCUCAGCAACGCCAGCAUCGUCCCCCUCAAGGUCCUCAAGGGCCACAAGAUCACCGGCGAGCUGGGCGUGUUGGACCUGGACUGGCACCCGCGCGAAGCCUGGUGUGUCAGUGCCGGCGCCGACGGAACCUGCCGGUUAUGGAUGUAAAUUACACCGUCGACUUGCAAGCGUAUAUGAAUCCGUCGUCCCUGUUCUCACAGCCGUCCUUGUAUCCUGGUCCAUCUACAUGGGAGGCGUUUUGGUGUGCAUCUGUUAGAGUUUCUGAUAUCCAUCCAUACAAAAGUUCAUUCUCAACUUCACAUCCCAGUAGAUCCCAAACCUACCACAGUCUACACUAGUCAUUUGACCAUAUGUUUAAAGAAGCCCCGUUCCCAUCCACAUGAAUGUAUCAUAUCAUUAAUCAGCCCCCAAAAGAAACAA
Molecule: messenger RNA, 2685 nt
Organism: Aspergillus ibericus CBS 121593
Lineage: Eukaryota; Fungi; Ascomycota; Eurotiomycetes; Eurotiales; Aspergillaceae
Gene: erb1
Product: ribosome biogenesis protein ERB1
Exons: 1
Coding region: 49-2412 (787 amino acids)
Biological process (GO): maturation of LSU-rRNA from tricistronic rRNA transcript (SSU-rRNA, 5.8S rRNA, LSU-rRNA); ribosome biogenesis
Cellular component (GO): preribosome, large subunit precursor; PeBoW complex
Molecular function (GO): protein binding; ribonucleoprotein complex binding
Source: RefSeq, a predicted model, not a curated record